AUGGACGGAUUAAGCCUUAGCGAAGAAAAUAGGGCGAGACUGAAGAUCUUAGGUUACAUACACGCUGUCGAGCCGGUAUCACACACUCAAACGCAUAAAAAUCAAGGACGGGAGGAAAUCCAGUCACAGAUUGAUAUACGGAAGGCGGUCAGCAAACUCGCGACGCUAUCACCAGAGCAGAGUCGCCACGAUGCCAUUCUAGAAGUGCUUGGAGACCUCCUCCGGCAAUCUCAAGAAAUGCAAUCUGAACUUGGACAAACAGUCAUUGGGAGCCCUCUACCUGGCUUUCUGGAAUCCGACGAAUCCGGGGCGCGGCAGUGUCUUGUUGAGGCAAUCACGUCGGUUGCGUUGCAGAGCCAACAGACCGAGGGACUCAUAGCAGAAGCUGGCCUGGCUUCACUCUUGCUGUUGCUACGGCUGUCACGAGUACCUCUGUUGAGCAACGACGACUUGAUCAAUAUCAUAAGUUAUACGGAUAAAAGGAACUCGUGGACGACUGGCUCAGCCGCUGGCCUGGCACAAAAAAUACUAGCAAGUCAUAUAUCCCGAAACGAUAUUACAGACUUCACCACGGGCCCGGUAUUGAGGGAUUUCGUCCCGAAGCAGUUGUCAUCAUUGCAUAGCUGUGGACCUCCACCGGUUAGGGACAUUGACGCUUCCCCUCCCGAAUCCCAGGAUAUCGUCAAGGGUCAUGAUAGAUUGGGUCCGGUUCUAAAGUGGGCAAUUGAAAAUUCCGAGGAAGCGUAUGUGGCAAGACACUGGCAUCUUUUUAUACCAGCAUUAGUGGCCCUCGCCGGAAACUGCAGGGGCUCAUUCAAAAUAAUGGGUCUUGAGGCCAUUAUUCUGUUCAUAAACAAGUGCCCAGCGACCACGAUAUACGCUACUGGAGUCGAUCGAGUUUUAGAGAGUGUCAUAAUGCCAAUGCUGCUUCUUGUCCCGCCCUUGAUUCCGGAGGAAGAGUCUGUAGUCGUUCUAAAUCUGGGAUAUCAGGCAAUUUUAAGCCUAGCCACCAAGAAUGCUGAUAUCCAUUGCUGUUCUAGAAGGCGCCUUCUCGAUACCGUCGUGCGAGACGGGAUCUUGGCUAGUCACCUUCAUGCAUUGGAGCGUACCUCCACUCUCAAAGCUCUACUGGAUAACACUGCAAAGGUGGUCGUUUGUCUAAACGUUUUCUCUGUCAAGCACCUCACGGACUUCCUUGAAGUUGUGGAUACUGUUAUGUGCGACCCCUUCUCUGCGGAGGACCCCUCGGUGUUGGUGUCAGCGAGUGAGGCCUUGGCUGCCCUCUUGCUCAAUUGCUGGCCAAGGAUUAAAAAGACUGCUCGAGAGGAACAGAUUAUCCGCAUGCUGUGCAUUUGCUGGAUGAACUUGAAGGACUAUACAUCAAGGCAAUCCUUAUCCUUCUCUUCUGAAAGUAAUUCUCGGGCCGCUGAACUUUCCCUUAUCAAAACCGCUUCUAUGAUGUGUUCAGUCAAGAAGGGAAGUGGCGCGUUAACCGACACGAGACUCCGGGCAGUUAUCGAUAGGGAACCUCGGCUCGGUAGUCUGUUCCUAUAA
This is a messenger RNA of Ustilaginoidea virens, 1554 nucleotides long. RefSeq lists its product as uncharacterized. NCBI's taxonomy places the organism in Eukaryota, Fungi, Ascomycota, Sordariomycetes, Hypocreales, Clavicipitaceae. The transcript has 5 exons. The record is from RefSeq and is a predicted model, not a curated record. The coding region runs from base 1 to 1554 and encodes 517 amino acids. Gene Ontology annotation, cellular component: centrosome; nucleoplasm; cytosol.